Molecule: messenger RNA, 2130 nt
Organism: Cyphellophora europaea CBS 101466
Lineage: Eukaryota; Fungi; Ascomycota; Eurotiomycetes; Chaetothyriales; Cyphellophoraceae
Exons: 1
Coding region: 1-2130 (709 amino acids)
Molecular function (GO): calcium ion binding; NADH dehydrogenase activity
Source: RefSeq, a predicted model, not a curated record
AUGGAAGCUCUUCCGCGCCUGGCCCGCCACGGGCUGCGAAACCCCUCGAGCUCCCUACCUCUGCGAUAUGCUCACACACGUUCUCUAUCGGCGGUGAGUGCGCUGCGUAGCGCUAGAACGCCCUCCUCUCGCCUCCUCUUGCAGAUCCAACCCCGCCGGAUCUUCCUCACCAGUUCCCGGCCGACCUCGAAUUCCAAGCUUUCCCGUGCCAUUCGCCGCCUUCCUUUCCUUCCGAAGAGACUGAUAUCAACGAAAGAACUUCCUUCAAACCGUGGGCCUGUCGUCCGCUUCUUCUAUCGGCUUUUCGCAUGGACUGGCAUAUUCAUCGUUGUUUCGGGCACGCUCGUCAUUGGCUUCUUCCUCUACGAUGCAUCCACGUAUCGGGAGGGAGUGACGCAAGAAGACAUGAUUGUAUCUCAAGCUGCAUUGUCGCCUCGCCGGGGAGGACCAAAGAAUUUACCGAUCGCCGAGGUCCUCGUCGACGAUGAAGACUCCCAGGAGCUUCGUGAUCAGAAGCACAAGCCGAAACUUGUGAUCCUAGGCACGGGUUGGGGUAGUGUGGCCAUGCUGAAGGAACUCAAUCCCGGAGACUAUCAUGUUACGGUCGUCAGUCCAGAGAACUACUUCCUCUUCACGCCCAUGCUACCCAGCGCGACUGUCGGUACGCUGGAGCUGAGAUCCCUGGUAGAGCCUGUGCGGCGGAUUGUAAAGAAGCUGAGAGGCCACUUCCUACGUGCUAACGCCGUGGACGUGGAUUUUACGGAGAAGUUGGUGGAAGUGCAGUGCAAUGACAGUGAAGGGCAUGUGCAGAAUUUCUACCUGCCGUACGAUAAGCUGGUCAUUGGAGUAGGGAGUACGACCAACCCGCACGGUGUGAAAGGCCUCGAGAACUGCAACUUCCUGAAGACGAUUGAGGAUGCGAGGUUGAUCAGGAAUAAGGUCUUGAAGAAUUUGGAACUGGCCUGUCUACCGACCACAAGUGACGAGGAGCGGAAGAGAUUGUUGUCAUUUGUGAUCAGUGGAGGUGGGCCGACGGGUGUUGAGUUCGCUGCUGAGCUUUACGACAUGUUAAACGAGGAUCUUCUUAACUCGUUUCCGAAGAUUAUCAGGAACGAGGUCUCAGUGCACGUCAUUCAGUCACGAGGGCACAUUCUCAACACCUACGAUGAAGCUCUGUCCAUCUAUGCCGAGAAGCGCUUUGAGCAUGACCAGGUGGAGGUUCUCACCAACGCCCGUGUUAAGGAGGUGCAGCCGGAUAGGAUCAUCUUCUCGCAACUCGAUGAAAACAAGAAUGCUGUUACCAAGGAGCUCCCUAUGGGCUUCUGUCUCUGGUCUACCGGUGUCUCGCAGACCGACUUUGCGAAGACUGUUGCGAAGAAGCUCGGCCCCGACUUCCAGAACAACCGCCAUGCCCUCGAGACGGACACGCAUCUGCGCCUCAUCGGUGCACCCUUGGGCGAUGUGUACUCCAUCGGCGACUGCUCUACUGUUCAGAACAAUGUCGCCGACCACAUCACUACGUUCUUGCGCGGUAUCGCGUUCGAAAAGGGCAAGGAUCCACGCGACAUUCACAUGACCUUCCAAGACUGGCGCGGAAUCGCGCAGAAGGUGAAGAAGCGCUUCCCCCAGGCUGCCGGCCAUCUCAAGCGCCUGGACAAGCUCUUCCAGCAGUACGACGUGGACCAAUCUGGCACUCUCGACUUCGGCGAGCUGCACGAAUUGCUGAUGCAGAUCGACACCAAGCUCACUUCUCUACCCGCCACGGCGCAGCGGGCCAACCAGCAGGGAGUGUACCUAGGCAGGAAGUUCAACAAGGUCGCAGCCGCCAUGCCCGGGUGGAAAGCGAACGAGGUUGAUUUUGGAGAUCUGGACGAGGCCGCGUACAAAGCCUUUGAAUACCAUCAUAUGGGCAGCUUGGCGUACGUGGGCAACGCGGCUAUCUUCGAUUUCGGCGGAUUGAACUUUAGCGGUGGUUUGAUGGCGGUGUAUCUGUGGAGGAGUAUCUACUUCGCACAGAGCGUGAGCCUGCGGACUAGGCUGUUACUGAUGAUGGACUGGAGCAAGCGGGCGCUCUUCGGAAGAGGUAAGUCUUUCCCGGAUGAGACGGGUGUGCUUGGGACGUCGAGCUAA